AAUAUUUUAUCAGCCAUGAAUACAAUUGAGGACCAUGAUUAUGUCAACAAAUUGUUUGACAAGAUUUACUCAGAGAAUGCAGAUAAGUGAAAGACACUUAAAAUCGAGUCAAACAAAGAAGAAGGGAAUGCUGAAUUCUUUAAUCAAUUUAUCCGAAAGAGGAAGUUUGAAACCCCAGAAAACCUUAACUUAAUUGGCCUUGACUGUGGAAAGAGAUGAUUCCCUUUCCAGACAGGAGAGCCAAAAAUAUCCAACCAAGAACAGCUAUGAUACCUUAGAUGCUUCCAUAAGCAUCUGAAUACCAUGGAAGUUGUAGAGAAGAUUGUUCCUGAAGGAGAAAGGCCAGAACUAUACGCUCAAAAUUUGUAUUAA
Molecule: messenger RNA, 372 nt
Organism: Moneuplotes crassus
Lineage: Eukaryota; Ciliophora; Spirotrichea; Euplotida; Euplotidae
Source: the annotation of a GenBank genome assembly